GAGGGAUUGGGACCCGCAGGAUGGCCAACAAAUCGGGACGCCUGUUUGACGGCGUCUCGGCGCACGGCGACGCCGGUAUCGCGUUCACGGUCCGCUGCCUUCGGGAUUCGGCCUCCUACACCCCCCCAUGGGGAAGGAAGGAAGCAAAAACCGCCCCUCGACUCGCACCCCAGUUAGUCGAUGAACAGCACGGCCACCUGUUUCUCCGACUGCGAGGAAACCUCAGAACGGGGAAAUGGAGGAAAUUCGAGGCCAGGGAACGGAGAGGUCCAGGAAGAGGAAUUUCAUACGACGGGAGGAAUAUCGAUGACCAAGGGUUUCUGUACGUGCUGGAGAGUGGAUCGGAAAUCACGGAAAAGGUGGAAACGGAGGAGCAGAAGUCAUCCGGCGGAGGGACGAGGCAUGUAUGGAAAUUGCUUAACUGGACAAAGAGCGAUGGGCUAAGUGAAAGUGAGGGGUCUCUUGUGGAAGGAGAAGUCCUUGAGAGAAGAGGCGAGGUCUCUGUCUCGCGCUCGAUAAUUCGAAUGUCUCUUUUGAAAUAAGUGGCGAGCGUUUUAUCGCACCCGCUCGGCACGUUGUUCGCCGAGUUGCGGUCCGCGCCUCUUUCGCGGAUCGACGGGUUUUUCUAGUAAACGAUACAUAUGUAGACUAAGUGCGAGCAUAAGACGAGUCUGUCUCCUCUUCGUCGAGUAGAAGACCGCGGCGUAUCUGUAUUUUCCUUUUUUUGUCCCCGCCGUUUUCAGCGGCGAUUUUCAAGCGAAAUGCUCCUAACGCUAAAAUUCCUCCUCGACGUCCAUAAUCGAGCGACCUAGAUUAGAUGAUUUUUUGGCUAAAACUUGAUGUGAAGUAAUGGCGAGUCGAUGACGCGAGUCUGCGAUUAAUCGCGAGUGACCUCAGGAGAGGACCUUUCGCGGUGCGAGUUUCAGCCUCGCUUUUUCCCGGGGGUCGGAUAACAGGUGGGGAGAAAAAGCUUAAUUCGCGGUUCGCUCGCAAGAAUCCGUCGUAUCGCGACGCAUUGGCUUUCCGCCAGGCAUCGGGUGCGCCAUUAACGAAUGGGCGCGCUUAUCAGUUGCUGACUUCGCAGUACCGAGAUGACCGGCCGAGCGAUGGCGGCGCUUCCGUAUCCGCGAUUCCGGAAGCCUAGGGAGGUCCCACCGCACUCGUAACUCCCUAGAUACGAGGCGUCGGUCAGAAAUCAUCUAACGCUCAUUGGGCGUCGACGGACUCUCCUAUCUCUGGUAUCGGUUUCUCAAAAGCGAUAGACAGAGCGAUACAGAUCGCCGCUUUAAUCGAUGCAACAAGAAAACUUAACCGUUUCAGUGCCGUGCCCGAUAUAUCGUCGUUUCCUGUCGGCGCUAAAAGGGUUAAAGGAAAUAGGACGUCCUAAAAAUAUGUACAUAAAACGGAAAACCGACAUUCUAUUUAUUGAAACUCGAUCAUGUACGUUGGAUAAUUAAAAUGCGUUACAAUCAA
Orussus abietinus is the source of this 1473-nucleotide messenger RNA. RefSeq lists its product as uncharacterized. The transcript has 4 exons. The record is from RefSeq and is a predicted model, not a curated record. Lineage: Eukaryota; Metazoa; Arthropoda; Insecta; Hymenoptera; Orussidae. Bases 21 to 542 code for a protein of 173 amino acids.